Musa acuminata AAA Group (dessert banana) is the source of this 3711-nucleotide messenger RNA. Its product is annotated as transcription factor bHLH137-like. Gene Ontology annotation, biological process: regulation of DNA-templated transcription. The record is from RefSeq and is a predicted model, not a curated record. The transcript has 7 exons. Gene Ontology annotation, cellular component: nucleus. NCBI's taxonomy places the organism in Eukaryota, Viridiplantae, Streptophyta, Magnoliopsida, Zingiberales, Musaceae. The coding region runs from base 2292 to 3473 and encodes 393 amino acids. Gene Ontology annotation, molecular function: DNA-binding transcription factor activity; protein dimerization activity.
UUCUUCCCUCCCUAACCAGCAUCGGUCUGAUGCCAUUUCCCAUGUGAUUCUUUCUUCUCUCUUGUAUUACCACAGACACAGACUUGUGGGACCGAAUAAACCAACCAACCAACCAACCAACCAACCGUAGGAAUCGACAGGUCGUAUGAUACAUUUGAUUGCUAACUCUAUUCCCGCAGUCGAAGCAGCACAUGGUGGUGUGGCACCGCACGGAUAGAUGAUGAUGAUGCCUCUCGAUCAUUUUCUUGUAGAUGAUGCGUAUGCAGAUGAAUCCAUGAGGAGGUGUUGGGGAACGGCAACGAAAGCAAGCAGCGCAUCAUCUUUGAACCCCCAAAGCAAAACAGAGUUCUUCUUCACCGACAAGCAUUUACGACGAGUAGCGCAAAGGAGGAAAACAUCCUCAAUGCUACUCGGCAGGUAGGAACAUUGAGGAGGGGUGCGAGUGACCCCAAAUAUUAUUCUUCUUCCAGUGCGGAUGAUGGGAAAGCUUCGAAUCCUCUGCUGACUUUUGUCUGACAUCUGUCGCCAGCAUGCCUGCUGAUGAGAGCUACGACCACCGGCAGAGGAAUCUUUGGUACAUGUAGCCUCGUCGUAAGUUGCGUGUCUCCAGGGAGAGGGGAGAGGGGAGAGGGGAGAGGGGAGAGGGAAUUCCACCGCCACAGCCACAGCCACAGCCACAGCCACAGCCACAGCUGAUUGAGAUGCCCAUGAUUUCACCGCCAUCCAUCAUCGCCCCCCGAUAACAGAGAUCUGCUUCUAAACACCGAAUGAUGCCUCCCUCCCCCUCGUUCUCAAUUACACUGAUGCUGACCACAGAUUUCUUGCAAAUCCGGAACUUAGUUCAUCAUCGUCACGACUUGGGAUUGUUUUGGGUGUGGAGGAGACUCGGAUGCAUCUGCCGAACAAGAGAGAGAAGUCAGGAAAUUAUUCUCAAACAGGGAGGGACUAUGGUGUUGCCACAGUGUCAAGUCAACGUUGUACUAUGUUUCGAGCGGUACGAACGAUGUAACUUCGUACGAGCGACGGUGAGGGCUCCAAACGUCGAAGAACACACAUGCGGUCGUGCCCUAAACACGCCUGUGAUCUUACUGAUCCACGAAAAUUAACCAAGUAUGUCAAGUGUCGUAGAAGAUCCGUGACCUAACGAGGGGAUGGAAAAUGGCGUGCAUGAAACGAACGAAGAGCAUGUGAUGUUAGGAUUUGGAAUGAGUUGCAGACAUAAUGGUGGCAUCAUUGCGUUGCAUAAUGGGAGGAAGAAGAAAGGGCUGCCUGCUUCUUGGCAUCAUUGCAUCGAUUCUCUCUCUCUCUCUCUACCCUGAGCUAUAAAUGCAGCCAAGCUUUAGCUCUUGCGCUCACCCACACACACACCCUCUCUCUCUCUCUCUCUCUCCCUCUCUCUUUCUUAUAUGGAUCUCCAAAUCUCUUUUCCGUCUCUUGGUGGUACCCUUGACAAAGCGCUUCGUGUCUGUAUGCGUCCCAAAGUUGGCAGCAGUGUUUGCUCUGCACGCAUAAGGAGAGCUCACUGAGCAGAAGAAGACACGAGGAGGCGAGAGGCCGACUCAACUGUAGAAAGUUCACACUUGCAACAGUUGCUUCGUUGGGAGAAAAAGGCUUCUUCGUGAUCGUCGGACGUAGGAGGAAUCUCCAGAGGGCAUCGCAUCGUUUCGCUUCCCCACCCCUCACUGCUCCGCCUGGCCGUGGACUUGGUCACCAGAGCCUGAGGCCUGAGGGAGACCGCCAUGGGAAAAGGAUUCUCUUCUCAACUCUGCGUUUGGUGAGCUGAGCUGAGCUUAGCAGUGCUCUGGAUUUGGUUCCCACUCAUAUCUGCCUCCUCUUCUUGCGUGAUGUUAUGUCAAGUGUCUUGGAACCACUAUCCACACAUACCACCUUGUCCUCUUCUCGCUUGUCCCUCUGGUUCUGCUACAUAAGAGAAGCUCCUUCGUUCCUGUUUAGCUUGUCAUUCUCUUUUGACCCAUUACACACUCACUGUCUCUGUCUCUGUCUCUGUCUCUCUCUCUCUCCCAUCUCAUGCAUCCAUGCCAUCCGUGUCACCUCCCUGCCAGUGUUUGCAGCUGAGGCCGCAUCUCUCGAACGCCAUCAAGACUAGAUUUUGAACGAGGAGAUCCAAUCUCGCCCUACUUUGUUUGCUUUCCGACUCUCAUCCGCUGGAUGAUUAGGAUAAAAGAGAUGGAGAUGAGUGAGAAAGGGUCGACUCCAUCCCGUGAGGACGACUGCUGAUCGCCUGAACCACCCUUCCCAGCAUCCAAAUAUUUCCCUGUCCUUCGAUUCCCAUGUUCGAUUCCUUCGUUCCUAUGGCUUCCGAUGAGAACCUCACCACGAGCUUCGUCAACCGCAUUCCGAUUGGAAAACCAGUGGUCAUGUCCGCCAGGGGGCUGUUCUUCCCCUCUGAUUCCGCCUUCGUCGAACGGGCUGCCAUGUUUUCGCACGCCGGUGGCCACUUCAGCGGCAUCAUCAACUCCUUCGCUUCGUCUCAACCGGUGGUGGCUCCUUGCGCUGAUAUCUCCAGGGAUGUCAUAGGAUCUCAGCUUCAGAAGAUCACGCUGACCGUAUCCGAAGCCAAAGAUGCAUCGCUCCCGCUCCCUCUGGACCAUGAAUCGACGAGUGGGAGUCCAAUCAAGAACCAGAGGAACAAAGCAAGCGCCCAUCUCACCGGAGGUAGCCAAGAAACACGCACCGCUUCAGCAGGUGCACCAGGGGAGUCGUGUCCGAGUGAUCUCGGCGCAAAGAAGAGAAAAACCAUCGAUCCGGUGAGCCGCUCCUUGUUUGGUUCCGCUGUCCCGACGCUCGUAAUCAUUCACGAACACCACCUGCUCCAGGACAAGGAAAGGGGUGAGCGAGCACGAAGAUGGCCACGAUCAUCGUCGAGGAACGCAGCAGAGGGCACCGAAGCCAAACAAAAACAAGAGCCGAAACACGUCGACGAUGGCUCGGAGAUGCCCAAGGAGGAUUACGUUCACGUCAGAGCUCGGCGUGGACAAGCAACCAACAGCCACAGCAUCGCAGAAAGAUUGCGAAGAGAAAGGAUAAGCGAAAGGAUGAAGUAUCUGCAAAACCUCGUUCCCGGCUGCAGCAAAGUCACAGGGAAAGCAGUGAUGCUGGAUGAGAUCAUAAACUAUGUUCAGUCACUUCAACAGCAAGUUGAGUUCCUCUCGAUGAAGCUUGCGGCUGUCAAUGCUGAACACAACUACGCCAUGGAAGGGCUUGUUGCAAAAGAGAUGCAUUCCUGCGAUGACACUUUGUCAGCAGCUGGAUUGCCGCAGGAGAUGAUGAUGAUACAUCCACAGCUACACCCAUCAUCUCAACAGUAUGUGGUUCCGGGUGGGAUCUGUAGCAUGAUGCAGGGUUCCUGGGAGGAAGAACUCAGCGCUGCCAUGAAGCUGACGCGCGGUACUUGUCCGCCCAUCAAUGCUCAAGAUGAUGGUGGGAAGCCUUGUGAUGAUUUCACCAUGUAGGCAGGACUGCAUGCGACGAAUGCCUUAUUGCCCAAUUUUUGAGCUGACAUCCGACACUCGCUCAUGUUUGGUUUCAAGCUUCCUCCUAAUGCUGGUAAAAGCAAUUGUUACUGUGUGCUUGUGUGACUUUGAAGAUGUGUCGAAGAAGGAUGGAUGCAAGCCGCCGGUGACAGCAUCCCCUGUUGUAUGAAUUGAAUGAAUGUAGGCAAUCGAUACUUAUGAGUGAACUGUUUGAAGA